Messenger RNA from Lagopus muta (rock ptarmigan), 2859 nucleotides. RefSeq names its product secreted frizzled related protein 5 (gene SFRP5). The coding region runs from base 59 to 997 and encodes 312 amino acids. The record is from RefSeq and is a predicted model, not a curated record. The transcript has 3 exons. Lineage: Eukaryota; Metazoa; Chordata; Aves; Galliformes; Phasianidae. Gene Ontology annotation, biological process: non-canonical Wnt signaling pathway; negative regulation of canonical Wnt signaling pathway; canonical Wnt signaling pathway. Gene Ontology annotation, molecular function: Wnt-protein binding.
CGUGGGAGGUGCUGGAGGAGCAGGCAGCAGCCGUGCGUCCCACUCGGCAGGCACGGCGAUGCUGCGGGUGAGCAGCCCCGCGGGCACGGUGACACUGGCACUGCUGGCACUGGCACUGGCACCAGGCGAAGGGCAGCACUACGACUACUAUGGCUGGCAGCCGGAGAACGUGCCCCGCGGGCGCUUCUACGGGCGGGAGCCGCAGUGUGUCGACAUCCCGGCAGACAUGCAGCUGUGCCACGAUGUGGGCUACAAGCGCAUGCGGCUGCCCAACCUGCUGGAGCACGAGUCCAUGGCUGAGGCCAAGCAGCAGGCCAGCAGCUGGGUGCCGCUGCUCGCCAAGCAGUGCCACGCCGACACGCAGCUCUUCCUCUGCUCUCUUUUUGCCCCUGUCUGUCUCGACCGCCCCAUCUACCCAUGCCGCUCGCUCUGUGAGGUGGUGCGUGAUGCCUGUGCGCCCGUCAUGGAGUCCUACGGCUUCCCCUGGCCCGAGAUGCUGCACUGCGGCAAGUUUCCUUCUGACCACGACCUCUGCAUCACCGUGCAGUUUGGGAACAACCAGGCCACCCCUCCACCAGUGCCUAAGAUCUGCACCCAGUGUGAGAUGGAGCACAAGGCGGAUGGCAUGAUGCAGCAGAUGUGCUCCAGUGAUUUCGUGGUAAAGAUGCGCAUCAAGGAGGUGAUAGAGGAGAAUGGAGAGAGGCGCCUGCUGGCUGCCCAGAAGAAGAAGGUGCUGAAGCUGGGUCCCCUCAAGCGCAAGGACACCAAGAAGAUGGUGCUGCACAUGAAGAACACGGGCUCCUGUCCCUGUCCCCAGCUCGACAACCUAAGUGGCAGCUUCCUGGUGCUGGGACGCAAGGUGGGCAGCCGCCUGCUGCUCCUUGCCAUCUACCCCUGGCAGAAGCACAACAAGGAGAUGAAGUUUGCUGUCAAGUUCAUGUUUUCCUACCCUUGUCCCCUAUACCAUCCCUUGCUCUACGGGGCCGGGCAGCACUAGAGCUCUGUCCCAGGACUCCUGCGCUCGCCCUGCUCUGCAUCCCCAGUUCUGCACUCAGGCUACGUUCAAGGAAGCCCUGAUCUGCACCCAGGACCCCUGCAGCCCCCUGAGCCCCUACCUGCACGUAAGACCCCUGCUUGACCUCAGCUGCACCCCAGACCCCAACCCCGUGCCUCUGCCCAGCUCCCAUACUCCUGCCCUCUGUGCCCACAGACUGCCUGCCUCAGCUCCCAAAAGUCCCGAGCUGCAUGGCCCCAGCUCUCCAGCACCCUGCACCCUGGCCUAACCCUACUAGAGUAAAUUAUUUUGUCUGAGAUAAGCCUGCAUCCAGCUCUCUGUGGUUCUUGGGCUCCAAAACCUUGGGGCAUCCUGGGGGACACAUGGAAGGAGGGCACAGUGCAGCUCAAAAGUUGCUACUCGAUACCUGCUUCCAGCACCUGGGAAGUAACCAUGGAAGGGCAGGGAAAAAGGGAGAAAGAAAUCUGAGGGCUGGGGAAUGCAUGGAGUGAGGGUGGCACCAAGUGUAGCAGGGUGCAGAGCUGGACAUCACACCUCUCAGCCCUGGGUCCCAGGAGUUCCUGCCCUGCAGCAUGGAAGUGAAGCAGCCCCAAGAUGGCUUCUAGGGGCACAGCAGGGUCCCCCUCAGCCUUGUUUACCCAGCAUAUUUUUGAGUCUGCUGCAUUACAGAGCAUCCUGGCAGGAUAUCCAGACACCAGGAUAUUUACUCAGCACCAGGUGGCCUUACACUACAGCUUCUCAGGGGGAGGUGAGGGGAACUGAAGCUGUAGGACACCCCACGCCUGGCUUUUCCCAUUGCACUGCCCCACCAGCAAGGCACCAGGCACGUCCCCCAAGCAGGAAUGAGAUCUGUUCCUGUUCUAUUGCAGGGCAGGCCAUAGCAAGCACCGAUGCUGACAGUGGGAUGUGCUCCUGUCCCACAUCCAGCACAGGAGGGGGGCAGCAAGCCCCUAUGACUGCCUGGGGCAGGUGGUUCCUGCCCCCUCCCUUCUCCACAGCCAGCAUGGAAAAAAACUGAAAAUUCAAAUAGCGGUAGAAGGCAUUUUCCAACGAGGCUGCUAAGCAGACUGCCAUUGGAAUAAACACCAUCAAUUAUACCAUUUACUGCACAACUCGAAGUACACAAAUAAAACCCCACCUCCCACAGCUUGUGUUUAUCUGUAGCCCUCUGUAUUCUGCGUCAUUAGCAUCUUUCUGAGGAGCACUUAGACGUACACGGACAUUGCAUCCAUCUCACCAAGUGUUUCCUCAAGAAAGACGAGUAACUUCUCCCUGUCACCCACCACGAGAUGAAAUAACCUCCUGCCCCUCUGCACACUGCCUCCCCCACUACAGCGCCUUUGGAGCACACCCAGCACAAUGUGGGUAUGCCCAUCACUGCAGAGUUCAGCUUUCCCCACAAUCUCCCAAGGGCAGAGCUCACUCAAGAGGCAGGUCCAGGGGCCCACAGCCAUGAGGUCUCAGAUUUGUGGGGAGCACUGAGACCUGUGCCCCCAUCCAGAUCAUACCUAGAGCAGUGGGUGACCCAGCCUGAGGGCUCCAGCUUUCCCCCCCACCACCCACCCUCCCCCCAGAACUGCAGCUGGCUGGCAGGAGGCCCAGCCACAGGCACUCCCAGCUGCAUGGCAGCCAGGGUCGCAUUCCUGGGAUAGCUGGGAGCUUUGCUGUUCAGCAGGGAAAGGUCACCCUUGUGUGCGUGGGCAGCUGCCAGGACCACCACCUCCGUAGGGCAGGGAGUGAGCCCAGCUGAACCUCAUCCCUGGCCCAGCACGAUCAGGCCCUGGCCCAGAGCAGCUCCACACAGCCCUGGGUACAGGGCAAACAAGACCACUGUGUAUUACAAU